AUCAAGAAGACUGAAGGAACUGAAGAACCAACUCAGUCUUAGGUGGAUCUUAUCUAGACGUCUUUUUUUUUGUGCACUAACGAAAUCUCUAAGCCACAAUGCUGUUUUCUCUCUCUACUGUCACUGUGCUGGUACCAGUUCUAUCUUUACUUGGACUUCUGUACUCUGCAAGUGUGGAUGAAAAUUUUCCACAAGGCUGCACCAGCACUAACAGUCUGUGCUUCUACAGUCUGUUGUUACCUGUGAUGAUUCCUGUGUAUGUGUUUUUCAGCUUGUGGAGAUGGAUGGGAAUCAAACUGUUCAGGCACAAUUGAAAUAAUUGUUUGAUUUUGUGGAAUAAAUUUUUAUUGAAUCAACAUGAA
This is a messenger RNA of Trichomycterus rosablanca, 362 nucleotides long. RefSeq names its product phosphatidylinositol N-acetylglucosaminyltransferase subunit Y-like. Lineage: Eukaryota; Metazoa; Chordata; Actinopteri; Siluriformes; Trichomycteridae. Gene Ontology annotation, cellular component: glycosylphosphatidylinositol-N-acetylglucosaminyltransferase (GPI-GnT) complex. Gene Ontology annotation, biological process: GPI anchor biosynthetic process. The record is from RefSeq and is a predicted model, not a curated record. The transcript has a single exon. The coding region runs from base 99 to 314 and encodes 71 amino acids.